This is a messenger RNA of Rattus rattus (black rat), 1100 nucleotides long. It is a transcript of the gene Cfap410, whose product is annotated as cilia and flagella associated protein 410. Gene Ontology annotation, biological process: cytoskeleton organization. The transcript has 7 exons. The record is from RefSeq and is a predicted model, not a curated record. The coding region runs from base 84 to 833 and encodes 249 amino acids. Gene Ontology annotation, molecular function: protein binding. Lineage: Eukaryota; Metazoa; Chordata; Mammalia; Rodentia; Muridae.
CUGGAGACGCGCUACGGCGCAGGCCUCUCCCGCCAGUAGCGUGUACAGCUGAGGGGCGCCGGGCCGGUGGCCCUGCGGCCACCAUGAAGCUGACACGAAAGAUGGUUCUGUCCCGAGCCAAGGCUUCAGAGCUGCACAGCGUGCGGAAGCUCAACUGCUGGGGCAGCCAGCUCACAGAUAUUUCUAUAUGCCGGGAGAUGCCCAGCCUGGAGGUGAUCACACUCAGUGUCAACAGCGUCUCCACCCUGGAACCCGUGCGAGGCUGCCGACGCCUGAGCGAGCUGUACCUGAGGAGGAACCGCAUCCCCAGCCUGAACGAGCUCUUCUACCUGAAGGACUUGCCACACCUCCGGGUGCUAUGGCUGGCCGAGAACCCGUGCUGCGGCGCCAGCCCGCACCUCUACCGCAUGACCGUGCUGCGUAACCUGCCCCACCUGCAGAAGCUGGACAACCAAGCCGUGACGGAGGAAGAGCUGACCCGAGCACUGAUGGAAGGCGAUGAGAUCACCGCCGCCCCCAGCAGAGAAGGCGCAGGCAAUGGCUGUCCCAAGCCCCCGUACACCCUCAGCUCUGUUGGCUCUGCCACUGAGACCAGCCAGCACCUGCUGAGCUACACAGAGGAGACAGAAGUCCAGGGCCAGACUGCCUCAGACCAAUCUCCUUCCUUCUCACCAAGGGACACUAUGAAGAAUCCCAAGAAUAGGAACAUCCUGACCGCCAUAUUGCUGCUGCUGCGGGAGCUGGACACGGAGGGGCUAGAGACCGUCCAGCAGACUGUGGGCAACCGGCUACAGGCACUGCACAGACUGGAGCCCCAGGAGGACAUGGAGUGACUUCACAUGCGCCAGGAUCUGGACCCUGUUACAUCCUGAGGAAAUACAGCUCUGCCUGGAAAGCCUCCCUCUGGGUUCCCAGUGCAGAUGCAGUGGCUGCCGGCCAGGCUGACCCUUUUUCUGUGCUUAGAGCUGGCAGAGGUGCUGCCCACCAACAUGGCCCCUGGGACUUACCUGCUGAGGCCUCGACACCCUGGGCACCGUCUGACCCUGCCUGAGGGGAGGACUGUACAAGCCAUACCCUCCAAUAAAGCACUGUCUGUCUGG